Messenger RNA from Trichoderma asperellum CBS 433.97, 702 nucleotides. RefSeq lists its product as uncharacterized. NCBI's taxonomy places the organism in Eukaryota, Fungi, Ascomycota, Sordariomycetes, Hypocreales, Hypocreaceae. The record is from RefSeq and is a predicted model, not a curated record. Gene Ontology annotation, molecular function: acetyltransferase activity.
AUGGCAGCCGCACAGAGCAAGAACCAGGAGAUCCUGGAUAUCGCCAAGUCCCUCAAAGGGACGCCCUGGUGCGAGGAGUAUGAGCGCAUGAUAUCAGGCAUGCUGUAUAACCCUUUACACCCGACUUUGUUGGAAGGACGCCACAAGGCUCGCUGCGCUGCCUAUAAGUUCAACAAUUUAGACCCAAAUGCCUAUGACUUCGAGCAAGUUGCCGAAGUUAGAACGAAGCUGCUGGGGGAAAUGCUGGGCAGCGUGGGAGAGGGAACAUACAUUGAAACCCCUUUCUCCCCAGACUAUGGUUGCAACAUCAUCAUUGGCAAGAACUGUUUCAUGAAUUUCGGAUUCACUGUUCUCGACACUAGCCUGGUCAUCAUUGGCGAUCGUGUGCAGAUGGGACCUAAUGUUCACAUCUACACUGCUGGCCAUGAGACCAGCGUUUUAUCGCGCAUCAAGUUCGUUGAGUUUGGCCACCCUAUCAAAAUUGAAGAUGACUGCUGGAUCGGUGGGAACGUUAUAAUCUUGCCUGGGGUCACCAUUGGUCGCGGCUGUACGGUUGGGGCUGGUGCUGUCGUCACAAAGUCCCUCCCGCCUUACUCAGUCGCCCUUGGAGCACCGGCAAAGGUUGUCAAGACAAUUGCCUCCGUUGAGGAAGAGCUUGCCGACCCCAAAAAUCCAUUUCGAGACAUGCCCGAUAGAGUUUAG